Anolis carolinensis (green anole) is the source of this 9762-nucleotide messenger RNA. It is a transcript of the gene ano5, whose product is annotated as anoctamin 5. Gene Ontology annotation, cellular component: plasma membrane. The record is from RefSeq and is a predicted model, not a curated record. Lineage: Eukaryota; Metazoa; Chordata; Lepidosauria; Squamata; Anolidae. Gene Ontology annotation, biological process: chloride transmembrane transport. The transcript is spliced from 23 exons. Gene Ontology annotation, molecular function: protein dimerization activity; chloride channel activity. Bases 220 to 3084 code for a protein of 954 amino acids.
UUCCCUCCCCCUCUCCUCCUCUUGGCCGGGUCUGGCUAAUUCAGUCCUCCUUCUUCUCCCCGGGAUUCCAGAGAUAAGCGGCAGGAGGCGGGGAAAAGGAGAGAGGAGGGGGAGGAGGGGGCGGUGCCUUCUUGCCCCUUCUUUUUCCCUCUCAGUCUGGCCGCGUCCUCCGCCGGGGUCUGCUUCGGGAGGCUCCCUGCUCUCCUCCCCGGAGCAGUCAUGAACCGAGUGGGGAAGCGGGAGAACGACGAGACCCUCAUCGAGAUGGGUCCGGCCAAUGACGGAGAAGAAACCAAUGGACCUUUAUUUGAAAAUAUAUCAAGCACAGAUUCAGAACUUCCUGGAAACUCUGAGCUAGAAGCAGCGCUUCGGCUGUUGAAUUGGCCACAUGUUGUGGGAACAGCUAGCAGCGGGUUUGAGGGCCUAAGUACCACAGAGACUACAUUACUCAUCUCUGACCUUCAAGGGAAAACUGGAAGGAGAUUCAAAUUGUUCCUGAAGCAACGUCUCAGGAUUGACAAGCGGCAUCAAAGCAAAGACUCCAUUUUCUUCAGAGAUGGUGUCCGACGAAUAGACUUUAUACUGGCUUAUGUGGAUGAUCCAAAAAUAGAAGGAGAAAAGAAAGUGGAACGGAGACGAGAAUUCGAAAACAAUCUAGCAAAGGCAGGUCUGGAGCUAGAAACUGAAGACAAGAAGGAAUCUGAAAAUGGCAAAACUUAUUUUGUGAAGAUACAUGCACCAUGGGAGGUUCUGACCACAUAUGCUGAAGUGCUGAACAUCAAAAUGCCCAUCAAGGAAAACGAUAUCCCCUGUGCUGUAGAAACCCCCUUUAACUGGGUGGCUUGGCCAUUUAGGCUACCUGAGAUUGUGAUGCAUCCAGAACCAGACUACUUUACAGCCCCAUUUAGCAAGGAAAGGCAGGAACUCUACCUCAUUGAUGAUGAGAAUACAUUUUUCUCCCCAUCUGUCAGGAACAGAAUUGUUUUCUAUAUUUUGACAAGAUGUCCUUAUGGAACUGAAGAAGGGAAGAAAAAGUUUGGCAUCAAAAGGUUGAUAAAUAAUGGCACCUACUCUGCUGCUUAUCCUCUCCAUGAUUGUCAGUACUGGAGGAAGGCAAACGAUCCAAAAUGUGAAAAUGAGAGAUACACAUUAUACAGGGAGUGGGCAAGGUUCCCUCGCUUUUUCAAAGAGCAGCCUUUGGAUCUUAUCAGGAAAUACUAUGGAGAAAGAAUUGGCAUCUAUUUUGCCUGGCUGGGUUUCUACACUGAAAUGCUCUUCUUUGCAGCUGUUGUUGGUUCAAUUUGUUUUCUUUAUGGUGCCUUUACAAUGAAUGAAAAUAUGAGUAGCCGAGAAAUUUGUGAACCCAGCAUUGGGGGAGAAAUUAUCAUGUGCCCAUUAUGUGAUAUAAAAUGUGACUACUGGAGGCUUAACUCCACAUGUGAAACUUCAGAGUACUCCCAUUUGUUUGACAAUGUGGCAACCCUCUUUUUUGCCAUUUUUAUGGGUAUCUGGGUUACCCUUUUUUUGGAGUUUUGGAAACGUCGUCAAGCUCGACUUGAAUAUGAGUGGGAUUUAGUUGAUUUUGAGGAAGAACAGCAGCAACUACAAUUAAGGCCAGAGUAUGAAGCAAAAUGUACCCAAAAGAGAAAGAAUCCAGUGACUCAGGAACUAGAAUUGAUUAAAAGGAAGAGUUUACAUGAAUAUGGGAAACUAAGCUUGUUGUACUUUGGAGUGUUGUUUUGGAUCUCUUUAAUCAUAGCAAGUAUGAUUGCUGUGAUAGUUUAUCGCCUUGCUGUUUAUGCUGCUUUUGCCAGUAUCAUGGAGAACACACAAACUCUGCAGCCCAUCCGAGGUUUACUGACGCCUCAACUGGCCACUUCAGUCACUGCAUCAUUCCUGAAUUUUGUCAUCAUUAUGAUUCUGAAUUUCUUAUAUGAGAGGAUAGCUAUCUGGAUCACUGAUAUGGAAAUCCCAAGGACUCACUUUGAAUAUGAGAACAGACUCACUAUGAAGAUGUUCUUGUUUCAGUUUGUCAACUACUACUCUUCAUGUUUCUAUGUGGCUUUCUUCAAAGGGAAGUUUGUGGGCUACCCUGGCUCUUACACAUAUAUGUUUGAUCGGUGGAGAAAUGAAGAGUGUGAUCCUGCAGGAUGCUUGAUAGAACUAACAACACAGCUUACCAUUAUCAUGGCUGGCAAACAAAUUUGGGGUAACAUCCAAGAAGCCUUUGUACCGUGGAUAUGGAAUUGGUGGGGUCGUCGGAAAGCCAGGAACAAUCCAGAAAAUUUGUAUGGUCGAUGGGAGCAGGACCAUGAUCUACAGAACUUUGGAGCUUUAGGCCUAUUCUAUGAGUAUUUGGAAAUGGUCAUUCAGUUUGGAUUUAUUACCCUGUUUGUGGCCUCCUUUCCCUUGGCCCCACUCCUUGCUUUGAUGAACAAUAUCUUGGAAAUUCGAGUUGAUUCUUGGAAGCUAACCACUCAGUUUAGAAGGCCAGUGGCAGCCAAAGCACACAGCAUAGGAAUUUGGCAAGAAAUUCUCAAUGGGAUGGCAAUCUUAUCUGUUGUCACAAAUGCAUUCAUUGUAGCCUUCACAUCUGAUAUGAUUCCUCGACUAGUAUACUAUUAUGCCUAUUCUACGGAAUCUGAUUCACCCAUGAGUGGAUAUAUCAAUGACAGCCUUUCUGUAUUUAGAAUAUCAGAUUUUCUUGAGAAAAACAGGCCUGAAGAAAAUCCUGGCAACUUUUCCACUUGCAGGUAUAGGGACUAUCGGUAUCCACCAGACCAUGAGAAGCAGUAUACACACACCAUGCAGUUCUGGCACAUUCUGGCUGCCAAAAUGGCUUUUAUCAUUAUUAUGGAGCACGUUGUCUUCGUUGUCAAGUUCUUUGUCGCUUGGAUGAUACCUGAUGUCCCAGCUGAAGUGAAAGCCAAAAUAAAGCGGGAGAAGUACUUAACACAAAAAAUACUACAUGAAUAUGAACUCUAUAAACUUAAGCAGAAGCUAUGUGAAGGAAGGACUGAUGCAAGCAUGGAAAAGGUGGUGAUGGCCACUGAAGGGAAGGUUGAAUUAUCAGAACUCAUGUAGCAUUUGGAAAGACUGACUGCCUAGAAUUCCAGCCUCUGAAAUUUUAGUGUUCAGGAUCUGUGAUGGGCAAGCUGCUCAGUGUGUCAUGAAAGCUGUUCAGUCUUUUUAAUCAGUUCUUUCUGAACCUAAAGUUAUUCUCAAAGCAGUUGGAAAGAGAACAAGGUGGCAUGGACUGAAGUUGGUCCACCAACCAUUUUCAGUUCUGUACAUUUGCUGUUGUGUAACCUUGAAAAACAAGCUUCUGGUUGUGGAAUUGCAGCAUCUCUUUCACUGCCUUGCCUUUCUGAGAUGAUUUAGGCUUUUUUUGGAACCAAGAAUGUCUUAAUGAAUAGCUCUCAAAGUACUUUAUUUUCAGUGGUGGCUUGAAGUCAUGUUGUGCAAAUGUGAGAAGACGAUCCCCAGUGAAGUCAGGGUGUUGCCAGAAGGAAAUAAACUGUGGUCUUGUUUUUGUAUGCAUGCAUGAGUGUAUAUGAGUCUAUAAUGCUAAGAGUCUGAAGUAUAGUCUUUCACUUGUUGCAAAAGAAUAUUUGUACCCUUUUAUCAUUCUCUUCUUUAGAUUUUAUAGGGUGCAACAGACUCUGGUGGCUUUGUCUCAUUGAUGUUUGUCUGUCGCCAAAUGUGGAGACAUUGGGAACUGAAGUACUGAUCUACCCCUCUUAGUCAACCUGGGGAAGGCAAAAAGGGCUUGGUACCCCAAGUACAUGAGUGUUCGAGAAGAUUUUGCCAAAUGGUACUAUUAACACACAAACUGUGCCUAAUUUUUAGAAAAGCAGAGACAUUGCUCAGUAUUAAAGAAGACUUAGCCUGCAAUUCCCUGCUUACUCAUAGUGACUGUUCAACAGCUUGUAGUUUUCUAGCUGUGACUUUCAUAAUGGAUUUGAGCAUUUGAUACUUGGAAAAUUGUAAACAUAUCACAAGUGUGCACUUCUUCUGCACAGAUCUGCACCUUCAAAUGCCUUACAACAGACUUUGUAGGUUUUUUAAUGCUCAGAUAGCCUAAGUGUAGAGUAACAGUACAACAGAUCCAGUGUGGUGAACUGGUUUGAGUGCUGGACUGUGACUCUGGAGACCAGGGUUUGAAUCCCUACUCAGCCAUGGAAACCUCCUGGGUGGCCUUGGGAAAAUCACAUUCUCUCAGCCUCAAAGGAAGUCAAAGGCGAGCUCCUGAAGAAACCUUGCCAAGAACAUCCUGUGAUAUAGUUGCCAUAAGUCAGAAAUUACUUGAAUGUAUACAACAAAAACAAAGCAGAAAGGCUAAAUAUAAUUACUUCACUGUUUAAAAGGACUUAGCCAACUUGUUGUCUUUCAGAUGUUGCCAGACUAUAACUUCCAUCACUCCUAAUUAUCAUAGCCAAUGGUGAGAAAUGCUGAGAGUUUCAUCACAUUUGGAGGUGCACAAUUUGUCCAACCCUAAUCUAAAUCUAAAGAAAUCCAAAUGUAGACAUUUUUUUAUAAUUUAGUUUUAUUUCAAAUAAUCUUUCAGUUAGCUUUUUUCAGCAUUAAAUAUUAUAUGGAGAUGGUUUAUGCAAAUAUUGUGUUAUUGUUAUGCAAAUGCUGUGCUGGUUUACUUUACUAUUCACCCUUUUUAAAAGAAAACCAUUCUUAAAUGACUAGUUUGGGGCGGAUAGUUUCAAGGAAGGCAAGAUUAUUCAUUAUAUAAAUGUAAUAUUGAAUGGGUAGCAUAUUGUAUAAAGACAAGAACCACUGGAGGAUCUUGAAUUCGGUUAUGUACUUUUGUUAGCCUCUUGUUUUUAUUGUAAUGGUUUCAUAGUUUCAUAAUCCUGGAAGAAAACAUCAACAGGGCUACAAAAUGUUAACAAAGCCAUUUGCUAUUAAUCCGCCUUAGUAACAGACCUAUUCAUGUUUGUACAGAACAGGUAUUCUUUAUAUUUUAUUAUUGAAAGGUUGUGUACCUUGAUAUAGACAGACAUCUAAUUCUAAGAAAUUUUCUUGUUUUUUUAAAAAAAGAAGAAGAAGAAGAAGAAGAAGAAAUUAUUAUAGAGGACAGUUUUCAGGCAAUUUUGCAGUCAUAUACACAUUCUACUCUGCAUAGGAUGUGUCAGAAUAUCUUUGUUUUGUUAUAUAAUUUCAAUUAUCCACAAGUGUUUUUUGAGGGUUUGCUACAUUUCUUAAAGCUAAGUCUAUAUAACACUGCUUAGUAGUGCCUUGUUUUCUUGGCACUUGAGGUAAAGUUUAUUUGGAAAAUGCUCACUGCCUAGCAUAAAGUAUAUUGUAUUUUAUCAGUGAAUUCGUAGCUAUCAAAAAGCUUUCUCACUCAAUCAUGUACGGAGUAUCUGGUAACAAUAAGGGCAGGUUUUGCACACUUCCUAGCUUGAGUAGUUCUAUGCACACCAGAAGAAUGCAACCUGAGAGACAUCAGGUGUUUCCUGGAUUCUGUUUUUCAAAAAGGAAACAUUUUGAAUGUCGUCAUAGUAUCAUGUUUUUGAAAUAUUUGCACUUUGGAAGUUAUGCUUGACUGUUAAGCAUUGAAACAAAUAUCCUAGUCUGUGUUUUGCAUGUGAACCACUGAAUAUGCUCUUUCAUGUAUUUGUAUGCAUUGUGUGCUAAUUCUGAUACCAUAACAGCAACUGCCCAGUUUAAAACACUUCUGGAAAAUAUUCCAAAGACAUGGGCUCACUGGUUAACAGACAAGUCCUAAAUCCAUGAGCAGAAUGCCCUGGUUUCAUCCACAAAUAAAACAUGCUUAUUUUAGCAACAAAAUUAUAUAGAUCAUACACUGCUCCAAUGGAAGGGUCUACAGAGUAUAUCUAUAUGCUAAGGAUCCUGUCCAAAUAUGCUGAUUUGUUUUGCCAAGUGAACCUCAUGUCAUGUUUUGCGGUAGACGUAUUAGCUUAGUAUCAGACAAAAGGUAUCAUUUUAGGAAAGCAGGUGUCAGUUCAGAUAAUGCAGUGUGUUAUACAAUUACAGUUCAAAAUACAAGAAUAGGGCCAUCUUUGAAAGCUUCUGUAAUCUCUACUUUGCACUACUGGAUAGGAUAGCCAGCUGUGUGAUGCCUGCCAUGUCAGUGUUUUUGUACUCUUUCCCUUCUAGCGUCCAUUGUCCCUUUUGAUUGUGUAUAAUUGUGAAGCUUCAUAGAAAAAUAACAUCACAGAGUUAGGCAUAGAAUCAGAGAAGCAGUGUUAGUACUUUGCUCUGGACAGCACUGAGAAUGAAGUAUGGUAUUUUUUCAGACUCAAAUUCUGAGUUGACACCCUUUUUGCAUCUUAAAGUGGCUUGAUUUCUCAUUUUGAAAACACCAUCUUUUUGUUAUUGAAGUGCAUGUAUAUCAUAUACUGUGUAUUUAGUAUGCCAAAGAUACAUUGCAAUCACCAAAAUCUACAUAUAACACCAAAAAAGCCUUCUUAGAAUUGAGUAUCAAACAUUUUGCUGCUUCUUUUCAAAUGUUCUUACAAAUCUAAAUAGAGAAUGUGAAGUAUUUUUACUCUUGUUGUAUUUGUAUUAUUGUUGAAAAACUUUGUAACCAACCAGUGUUUGCAAAACUGAACAGCAUGAGGUUCAUACAGGCUAACAACCUAACAUUCCCAUGCCAAAUACAUAUUAUAAUACUUGACACAAAAAUGCCAAGUAUACCAAAUUAAGUGAUACUGUUCUCAAACAAGCAAGAAUGUUGUUAAUUCCCAGCUAAAGUAGACUCAUUCAUUCUCUUGUUGAAUGAUGAGUCAAAACAUAGAUAAACAGAAUUAAUUCAGUAGCUCCAUUCUUGGGACUAAUAAUAGGUUUUAAGCCAUAUAUAGAUUGGUUGGCUGUUUCUUAAUGUAUCACACUAAGGAUGUUCAGUUUAAAAAUAGAGUGGCACAGAUGGAAGGAACUGACAUAGGCAAAAUGACUAUAUUGUUAUCUCCAGAAGUCCAAACAAAAUGAAAUUGCACAGAUAGUAGUUGCUGUUAUUCAGACUUUGGGGCAGUUGUUUUUUAGACCACAUUUCUCAGAAUAUCCCACCCAGAGUUGUAAAAUAAAAACUUUCCCAAGUCGUGUUGUUAUAACCUCUAUUCAUACUGUUUGUAGCCAAAGGCAUAAAGGAAGUGGAGUGUUAAAGAAGUGAUAUGUUUACUUGCACAAUUCACACCCUGUUGCUUGUGGAUAACUGGGUCAAACACCUGAAUGUGUAUGCAGGGAAGUCAACUUCUGAGGCAGAAGCCCACCCACAUCAUCAGUCAUUUGUUUGGCUUAUAAUCAAGUCUGUUUUGUACUAGUAACAACAAAUGCUCCUGGGACUCUGUGUACCCAGUAUUCAUGCAUUGUUUGAUGGAUCAACAGUUCAACAGCACUUUCUUACUGGAUUGUAAUUUUAGUGACAUGUCCAUUUGUACAACCACACAACACUGUCAUUGUUUCUUAUUCACUAUUUGUAUUUGUAUGCAAUUUCCUUUGAGCCAUUAUUUAACUUGUUAGUAUUUUUCAAUAUGAUCUUUUGUCUUUUGGACUUCUGCUUUAAACUUGCAGACCAAAUCAAAAUGAAUAGCCUCUUGGCUCAUUUUACACUGGACUAUGUUUGCAUAGGAUUGCAACUAAUUAAUCCUGCAGGGUAUGUUUGAAUCAGUUUUACAUCAAAAUCAAGCUGAGGACCAAAUGACAGAUUUUUUGCUUCCUAGCAACCUAGUAAAUAAUCCUGCAAGGCAGCCCCCAAGUUACAAACAAGAUAGGUUUUGUGGGUUUGUUGUUGAAUUGAAUUUGUAUGUAGGUUUGAACAGGUACAUUUUUAAGUGUAACUCCAGCCAAAAAUAUUGAUUUUUUUCACUUUGGAUAGCAUAGGGAAGGUUUAACACCUCUAUAGUGUUUGUUUUGCUAUCUGUGCCCCUGUUCAGAAGGCUUCACCUCACUUUCUGUCCCUGUGAUAAUUGGAUUGUGAAAAAUCUGGCUUGUUAUGGAAACAAGUAUUGGUGAGAAAGCUUCAGUUGAGACACCUUUUCGCCAUGAUAACUCUUUCUCUUCCUAGGGGUAGAUUUCUCUCACUUCCUGUUGUCUCACUCCCAUUCUUAACUAUGAGUCAUUUUUUAAGUCAGAUGUUUGUAACUCGGGGAAUGCAUGCACUUAGAUCUCUAAAGACACUUAGUAAUGUUGUGUUUUACUUUCAGUCAAUUAGUUUUGAUGGCAUAUAUACUUGCCUAUACACACUGGUUUGUUGCUGAGCUGAACAGUUUCAGAGACCCAGUCCAUAUCACUCUUACUCUCUUUGUGUUUAUAUUGUCUUCUACAUCUGUAUAUCAAUUUAAUCUUUUGACUUUUCUGUAUCUCUUUCAGUCUACUUGACACUCCUUACGUGAAUUCUAGCUAUCCAUUGUCAUUCCCGUAGGCUGAGCAAUGUUGGUUUUUUUUCAGAGCCUACCUUAGUCUUUUGAACUUAAAGGAGACACACCUCCUUUUGCAAAUAGGUCUUGUGAUACAUUCAGAUUUCAUGUGUAAAAUAUUUAUGAAAUAUUUACUUCAUGUCACAUGCAGUUUCAGAGAUGAGUGGGUUACCUUGAGGAGUAGAAACGUUUGAGAGUUGUUUUAAAAAAAAUGAAAGUAAUGAUUUUAAAACUUAUUUCAAAACGUAUUUGGGCUUCCAAAUGUUCACAUUUCCUUCCAGCAAGUUUUAAAUGGUGUGCAUGUCAUCCCUGUACAAGCUACUCAGAAACAGGGUCUACUGAAUUCAGUAACAUUUGCUCUUCAGAGAAUAUAACAGUAUAACAUUUCAUCCAUAUGUUCCUGGCCUCAGAUCUUCAUGCUAUAGGUAUAGAAUAAGGAUAUCUACCUUCAUGUAUCUGCUAAAUACUCAGUGCUUUUGGUUAGAGGUUGGAAGGAGGCAAGGUUCAUCCUUCCUACUUUUCUAAACUGGUGGCCAGUACUGAUACUUCGUAACACAGUGGCUGAAAUUUUGUUAGUCCCAACUAAACUACAUCAAUUUAAUAAAUGGUUAAAUGGGUGUCAACAUAUAAGUACAGUGGUCAAGUCAGUAGCUCUGUUGGACUAACAAAGGAUUAAAACUUUUAUGUGGCAUUCAGUGCCAGUUUGGCAGCUAUAGUUAUAUAGUUAUAGCACUAGAGUUGGAGUUGAAGAAAAAGGAACACUUACACUCAGUAUCCUUUGUGCAUAAGAGUUUCAAUAUGCACUGACAAUAUGUGCUUCAUUUGAAUUGCUACAAUACACAUCAGCGUUUUUACAGCCUCUAGCUAGGUUUAAUUUCAUUUUCUAGUCCAUCAGAGGACUGUUAGUAUGACACACAUAUUUCAAUUUAAAAAUGCUGCAGAAAACUGUUUUAGCUCAGGUUGGAAUUGAGUGCAACUAAAGGUACCACACUCCUUCACUGUUGUAAAAUAUUUAUGUUCCAGUACAAACAAGUACAAGGCAUGUCAACAUUUGGUGUUAAGUGUAACUUCAGUUAGGAUAUUUCCCCUAUUUUGGGGAAAUGCCCUAUUUUUGAUUAAAUAAAUGAGGAGAAAAUACAACAUUUUCUUCCUGAUUUUAAAAUUGUCCUGCUAGUGGAGCUUCUUGAUGUCUUAGCUUGUUUGACUUCUGUCGUCUAAAGAUACUGAUAUGUUAGAUUGUUAGCCAUCAUGCUGAUGUAUGCAGUACAUUAAUACUUCAAUUAUGAAAUGUGAAAAAACAUGGUGAUGUCUGCUAAGUAACAAUUGGAUUCAGAAUGUACCAGACAAUAAAUGUGUGUUUAUUUUUUAA